This is a messenger RNA of Exophiala xenobiotica, 1137 nucleotides long. RefSeq lists its product as uncharacterized. The transcript has a single exon. Lineage: Eukaryota; Fungi; Ascomycota; Eurotiomycetes; Chaetothyriales; Herpotrichiellaceae. Gene Ontology annotation, biological process: meiotic mismatch repair; mitotic recombination; UV-damage excision repair. The coding region runs from base 1 to 1137 and encodes 378 amino acids. Gene Ontology annotation, molecular function: damaged DNA binding; single-stranded DNA binding. The record is from RefSeq and is a predicted model, not a curated record. Gene Ontology annotation, cellular component: nucleotide-excision repair factor 1 complex; ERCC4-ERCC1 complex; nucleus.
AUGGCCGAAGAAUUCGACGACGCCGACUUCCUUGCUGCAGAGGCGGCUGUUCAGCGAUCGGCGGCAGUACCUCCACGCACGGCGAGUCCUGCCACGAACAAUGCAUCAAAGGUGGUUCAACCGAAGCCGCAGGCAAUGCCCAGCAGGCAAGGUCCCUCCGCGAUUCUAGUCUCGACUCGACAGAAGGGUAACCCAAUCCUGAAUCAUGUCAAGUCACUCCCUUGGGAGUACUCUGAUAUCCCUUGUGACUAUGUUCUUGGUGCUACGACAUGUGCAUUGUUCCUGUCUCUGAAAUACCAUCGACUUCACCCAGAAUACAUUUACAGUCGCAUCCGACAACUAGGCAAGCUGUACAACCUUCGCAUCCUGCUGACCAUGGUAGAUAUCACAAAUCAUGAGGAGGCGUUGAAAGAGUUGUCCAAGACAUCUAUGAUCAACAACCUCACCUUAAUCCUCUGCUGGUCGUCUCAAGAAGCCGGCCGCUAUCUCGAACUCUUCAAAUCCUACGAGCAUGCCUCUCCCGCGUCCAUUCGAGCACAUCAAGCCGAAACCUACCAAGAAAGUCUGACGGAAUUUGUCACGACUCCUCGAAACAUCAACAAGACGGAUGCUGCAAGUCUCAUCUCAAAUUUCGGUUCUCUUCGAGCAGCAGUCAAUGCACACCCAGAAGAGCUGGCAUUGGUACCAGGAUGGGGAGAAAAGAAAGUCAAAGCAUGGACUACAACAGUACGAGAGCCUUUCCGAGUCAAGAGAGCGGCAAAAUCAAAUGCAGUUCUACUGAGACAAGAGAGCACGAUGUAUUCAGAGGGCGACAGCACGCCGGCCUCGAGGUCAGAGAGUGUCCCAGCACCUAUACCGAUAAGCACCGUACCAAGUCUCAGCAGACAAGGCACGGUAGCUGGGCAACCUGUCAAAGCAUCGGAGAUUUCCAGAGGCCAGAAGCGGCCACGACUGGAGGAGCUUCAGAUUGACGACGGUAUCAACGAAGAUGAGGCAGCCCUGCUUGCGAUGGCCGAAGCAGACAUCGAUCUUGCCGAUGCAGAGAAGCCGAAAGCUGCUCAAGCAGUUGCAAGGAAGGAACCCGAAUUGAGUGAAGGUGUCAUGGCCGCUUUGGCCAAACUACGGCAAAGCGGCUGA